Molecule: messenger RNA, 2048 nt
Organism: Perca flavescens (yellow perch)
Lineage: Eukaryota; Metazoa; Chordata; Actinopteri; Perciformes; Percidae
Product: Nicalin-1-like
Exons: 16
Coding region: 163-1821 (552 amino acids)
Biological process (GO): regulation of signal transduction
Cellular component (GO): membrane
Source: RefSeq, a predicted model, not a curated record
UGGCUUACCUACAGAAGACGCCCUGAAUCCCAGGAGCUAGUUUGUGUCCACGCUGCAAGCAGUAGCACUGAAGUUGAAGAAGACGUAGUAAGAAGGCUCAUGAGACAGGAGCGCUGGGAGACAGAUUGAGACCAUUACGUAACUCAGGCAGGACGUGACAUCAUGUUGCUGAGAGACCUGAGUGUAGCCUCCGUGGUGCUGCUCCUCUGUGUCCAGUGUCUGCAUGGAUCGGCUCUCCCUGCCGUGUCUUUCUAUGAGUUCACAGCCUACAGGAUGCAACAGUACAACUUGGCACAACACAAGCACGGUUGCCGUGGAGCCAUCGUGGUGGCGGAGGCACGCUCAGCGGAGGAGCCGGUGCUGACUCGCCGCUGUGUCAUCAUGAAGGUGCUGGACUUCACCACAGACAAAUACCUUGAAGCCCAGAGGCAAAAUGCUGCUGCCAUCCUGAUCCUGCUGCCCAAAAAUAUCUCCAGUAUCCCCCACGACACUGUACAGUCCUUCAUGGUGAGUGAGAGUAAAGCCUUGCUUAAGGAGACGCUCAUGCCCGUGUAUGUGGCACCUGAGGAUGAACAGCUGCUUUACAUGUACGAUGAGGUCAAGCAAGCUGCAGCCACCCGGACCUCAUCUAUAUUUGUCAGAGUCCUCCGAAGCAUGGUCACAGCUACGGCCUUUCAGAUCUUAGUGAGCAACAGUGUCCCUAUUAAGGGCUUCACUGACAACGCCAUCGCCACACUGGAGGGGGUGCUUCCCGGAGCAGGGGAGGAUGCACCCACUAUUGUCAUCACUGCCCACUAUGAUUCCUACGGGCUGGCACCAUGGUUGGCAUAUGGAGCAGACUCUAAUGGCAGUGGGGUCACCAUCCUGCUCGAGUUGGCACGUCUCUUCCAGAAGCUUUUUAGUAGCCCAAGUACCAUACCACCAUAUAAUUUAAUGUUCUCCUUAACCGGGGGAGGAAAGUACAAUUUCCUUGGCACAAAGAGAUGGAUUGAAGAGAAUCUGGACCAUGCUGAGACCAGCCUGCUCCAUGACAAUGUGGAAUUUGUGCUGUGUUUAGAUACACUGGCCAACAGUGAUGAACUGUACAUGCACGUGUCCCGCCCUCCUAAACCCGACACUCCCAUGCACUCUUUCAUGCAACAGCUGGAGGAGGUGGUGUCCUCCAGAUUCCCUCAUGUGAAGGUGGGACUGGUCCAUAAGAAGAUCAAUCUUGUGGAGUCCACAGUAGCGUGGGAGCAUGAGCGCUACAGCCUGCGGAAGAUACCAAGUUUCACUCUGUCACAUCUGGAAGACCCCAAAUCUGAGCUCCGUGGCUCCAUGCUAGACACCAUGUCCCAAGUGGAUUUCAGGAAAAUGAAGCGUAACGGCAUCAUCGUAGCAGAAGCACUGGCACGUUAUAUGUACAAUCUCUCUGGCAAGGGUUCACCAAAAGAUCUUCAGGUUUUCAAAGGCCAACUGGACUUUCACGACGGUCGUAUGUCCAGUCUGAUGUCCUUCCUGACGUCAGUUCCUCGAGCCACCCAGCUGCUGGACAAGGAGCCCAGUCACAUGCUGCUGGUUAACUCACUGGAGCACGAGUUCAAACGUUACCUGCAGCAAGUUCACAGACAUGCCUUCCGACAGGACAGGAGGGACCCUGAUAUUACCUUUUUUGAUCACAUGAACCCACCGGUAGUGAUGUACAGAGUGAAGCCUGCUGCCUUUGAUCUCUUCCUCGGCGGCUGCAUUGCUGCUUAUUUGGGGAUUGUUUACUAUACCAUUCAGAAUUGUGGUUACCUCUACACAAAGCUCAAAGCUGCAAUGAAAUCCAAGCACGAGUGAAUAAGACUCUGAAUACUGAGUCUAUGACAAGGCUUUUGAAGUCUGCAUUGCACAUGUUGGAGCUCUGCUUCACUGGCUGUGCAGAACAUGAAAGCAAAGCAACAAGAAUCUUCUAAGACUAAUCGUAUGCACAACUUAUAAAGUGUGCAUUUGCUUUUGAAAUGUAUUGCGUCCAUAAAUCCACUGUACUGUAAACCAUUUCUUUUAUGAACAAACUGGAAUUUUGA